AUGACUGGAAAGGAACGGAGUGUGAACGCGGGAUUGUUCCCGGCUUUGAACGGCCGGGACGAUGGGGAUAUGACUGUCCAUGCCCAUCAAAUCAAACUAUCCCCGGCAGUGCUGAACAGAAUGGUCACCUCUUGCGAAUCUCAAGGAGGGUCGCUGGCGCAAUUGGUUCAGGCCGCUUGGGCGAUCGUCGUGCAGCAAUAUGCCGAGGCCGAACGCGUCCUGAUGGGCGCUGGGGAGAUGGGGAAGACGCGUGUAUCCGGAGAAGACUUUGAUGUACUGGAAUGGUCACUGACUCCCGAAACUCGGGUCAAAUGUCUGCUGAACUCGGAGAGCAACAAGACCUCUUAUAACCGGACACGGGAGACAGCAUUUAAUACAGCCGUGCUGAUAGCGAGCGAUCAGGUGACAGAUGGAGGGGUCCAGUGGAUGGACGUCGUGGUGAACGGAAAACAGGGUCAAGGUGACUACGAUGUUCUCGUCCUACUGGAGGUAGACUGCUCGGCGCUGUUCAGGCGAUUACGACUGGUUUACACUCGACGAAUGCUGUCUGACAGCCAGUCAAGCAAUGUCGCAACUACGUUGUGCCAGGUGAUGCACGAAAUGCUAGAGAGUCCGGAUCGACGGAUCGACGAGCUGCAACUUUUCAGCCCUCAGAAUAUGGACGACGUGCAGAAGUGGAACGACAGGCCGUGCAACGAGAGAGGGGAUGACCGAACAAUUAUGAAUGUGAUCAGACAGCAUGCCAUGCAACGACCCGAGGCCAGGGCAAUUGACGCUUGGGACGGGCAGGUCUCAUACGGAGAGUUGAAUGGGCUGACCGCACGACUUGGGCAGCGUCUGCGCGACGCCGGCGUGGGACCGGGCGUGAUGGUCCCCAUCUGUUUCCCACGCUCCCUAUGGGCCAUCGUGGCCGAAGGGGCUGUAUUGCAGGCCGGGGGCGCCUUCGUCCCCAUCGAUCCGACCCAUCCCAUCGGGCGAAUGCGCCACAUUGUGAGUCAAACGAAGGCUCAUGUGGCUUUGACCGCACCGCUGUUUGCAGAUCAGAUGGCAAGGCUGGUAGACCAAGUAAUCGUGGUCUCUUCGAGUCUGAGAGAGAAUCAAGCCGACGAGGACAUGCCCUGGCCAGAUACCGACCUCGAUAGUCCGGCGUACGUCCUGUUUACCUCGGGGAGCACGGGACAGCCUAAGGGAUGCGUCGUAUCCCACCGUGCGCUAGCCAAUGUGCCUGCGCAGGCGAGUGCCUUGCACCUACGGUCCGGUAGCCGGGCAUUGCAGUUUGCAUCGUACAGCUUUGGUGUGUCGCUCAUUGAGAUUUACUGCGUGCUGACGGCGGGUGCUACCAUCUGCAUCCCAUCAGACGCGGACCGCCUGAAUCGACUGACGGAGACCAUGCGAGCGAUGUGUAUCAGCUGGGCAUACCUAACCACGGCCACGGCCGGGUCGUUACGCGUCGGGGAAGAGCUGGUGGAACUGCAGACACUCAUCCUGACGGGAGAACCAUUAGACCCGAAGCAGGUCCGGAAUUGGGCGCCGCGGGUGCAACUCUGCCAAGGGUUCGGAUGCACCGAAUGGGCCGGUGUCUGCUGCGUUUCACGGCCAAUCCAGACACCGUGGGACAGGAGAAUAAUCGGGACUUCGCCCACGGCCAACCUCUGGCUGGUCGACCCCGCCAAUCCCAACCGCCUGGCCCCCGUGGGUGCCGUGGCUGAGCUGGUGAUCGAAGGUCCAGCUUUGGCGCAAGGAUAUCUCCACAAUCCCGCACAAACGACCGCAGCAUUCCCGCAACAGCCGGACUGGUGGGAGACCCUACGCCCAGGUGUGCCGUGUCGAGUGUACCGAACGGGGGAUCUGGUACAGUACGAAUCGGACGGCAGCCUUCGCUAUGUCACGCGUCGGGACACGCAGGUUAAAGUGCGAGGAAUGCGCGUGGAGUUGGGUGAAAUUGAAUAUCAGAUUCGGCGGACGGCAGAACUGGACCGCGUGGUUGUAGAGGCUGCGAUCCCCGCCGAUGGGCAUGAGGGACCGGCGCUGGUAGCAUUCCUGCACUCCCGCACCGAGUCAGGUUCAAAUCAAAGCGACACAAAGACGCAGGAUGGGCCGCUCCUAUCGACUGACGACCGCAAGGGAUUUGUGCUGCUGGCGGGUAGGAUCCGGCAGUCACUGUGCCAGCUAUUGCCGGACUACAUGUGGCCGAGCAUCUACUGCCCACUUGCCAGACUGCCGCUGACUGUCACCGGCAAGGUCGACCGAAGGGCCCUGCGAGACCUGGUUCGUAACAAAAGCCGUGCGGAGCUGACAGAGUACGAGGCGCCACGGAGGGAGAUUGUGCCUCCACGAACCAUGAUGGAAGAAACACUCCACCGGCUAUUCGCAGCUACCCUACAGAUGGAUGGUGCCUCAUUUGGUGUGCUCGACAGCUUUCUGCGACUAGGAGGAGACUCGCUGCUGGCCAUGAAGAUGGUCAAUCGGGCGCACGAGCAACAUCUGCAUCAUUUGACGGUUUCUGAUGUCCUUGCGCACCAGACCAUCGACAAAAUCGUUGAGUUCAUGAGUCGGGCUGUUCAUGACCAUUCGGUUUUGAAGGCCAACACUACUGGGGUGGCCUCUCGAGCAUUGUCGAGCCUGGCUGUCGAGAACAGCGAUUUGAUGGCUCUGGUCCCAGACAUUGCAGCCGUCAAGGACGCCUUCCCCUGCUCUGCGAUUCAAGAAGGAAUCCUAGUCAGUCAAAUCCGACGCCCGGAGCUGUAUCAGAUGCAUUUCGUAUGGGAGAUCGCCACCAUUGACUCCGCCCCGUUGGAUGUGAACCGUCUGGAAGACGCCUGGCGACGGGUAUGCGCCCACCAUGCGAUGUUGCGCACUCGGUUCUACACAAACGCAACUGCCCAGCAUUUCGCCGUGCAGGUGGUGUUCGAGGAACCCUGGACUCGAAUCUUUCAGGCGCAGGACCCGGUUCAAGGCCCAAGGCACCUGAUGGAGCAAGCGGAAGCUUUUGAUGGACCAGGGCUAACUAUGAAUAUCCGAUCCUCGAGCCAUGUUUGGGCGAUGCUGCAAAUUUCACAUGCGAUGGUAGAUGCCGCGUCGACUGCAAUACUCAUGCGCGAUUUAGCCAGAUUUUAUGACAACUCGAACCCUGAAGUCGGGGUUCCGUGUGAAUACCGAGACUACGUGUCGUACGUCAUGCAGAUCAAUCACGACGAGAGCUUGCAAUUCUGGAAGUCGCAUCUGGUAGGCCUUGAGCCUUGCCUUUUCCCGAAGUUGCAGGAAACAGACCGAUUGAAUCGCUUGGAGGAGGUCCCCGUGGAACUGGAGGAUAUCGCGGGUUGUCGCAGCUUUUGCCAGCAGCAUGCAGUGACUCUGGCCACGCUGGCGAAGCUCGCCUGGGGUCUGGUCCUACGGGCAUUCACCGGAUCGGAGGACGUGUGUUUCGGGUACAUGACGGCCGGGCGUGAUGUGCCGCUGUCAGGGGUUGAUAAAGCCGUUGGACCCUUCAUCAAUAUGUUGGUGUGCCGCAUUGACUUUACACGCAGCGCGUCGCUACAACAAGCACUACAAGACGUGCAGGCCGACUUGAUUGAGAGCUGGAGGCAUCAGCAAGUGCCCCUGACGCAAGUUCAGCACGAGCUGGGCCUUAACAGCCAGCAAUUAUUCAAUACCAGCAUGACCUUCCCUCCGGUCCAGUCCACCGACGGUUCACAGCCCACGUCUAUCACGGUGACCGAGAUUGACCGCAGAGACCCUACAGAGUACGAUAUCAUGGUCGAAAUGGGAUGGGACGGAAAAGACAAGCACGGCACAAUCAAAUAUUGGUCAUCACUGCUGUCCUCUGAGCAGGCGAUUGCAUUAGCAGAGGCUUUCGGCUUAGCCAUCGCGCAGAUUGUGAGCCAGCCUCUGUCUCCGCUACCCCACGUUGACCUCUUCAGUCCUUCAGACAUCCGGCGGGUGAGAGAUUGGAACCGAUUAGAGCCCGAGGAUUGCGAGAGUUGCGUGCACGAGCGCAUUAUGGCUGUCAGUUCGAGGAACCCGAAGGCUGUUGCAGUCGACUCCUGGGAUGGCCAAUGGACAUACAGCGAGCUAGAUGCAGCUGCAUCCGGGUUAGCUAGGGAACUUCAGUGCCGCGGAAUCGGGCCUGAAGUCUUUGUCGCUAUUUGCAUGGUCAAGUGUCGGUGGACCCCGGUUGCAAUUCUGGCGACAAUCCAAGCCGGAGGCGCCUUUGCUCUGCUCGACCCCGGGCAUCCAGUGGAUCGACUGCGCGGUAUGUGCGACCAGUUACAAGCGGCUCUGGUACUCACAACGCCCGAUCAGACGGUUGUCGGCGAGCAGUUGGGCCCAGACGUCCUCAUAAUUGGCGAAGAUACCCUCGAUAUUCAUGGUAAUCAGAGCAAGCCUCAAACCGCCGUUACCAGCCGGAAUGCCUUGUAUGCUGUUUUCACCUCCGGGUCCACAGGGCGCCCCAAAGGGGUGGUUGUUGAACACCAUUCUUUCUGUGCUUCAAUGACAGCCACCAUCAAGGCCACCAAGUUGACGAGCUCAGACCGCAUGUUCCAGUUCGCCUCCUAUGCCUUCGAUAACAGCGUGUUUGACCAUUUGGUGUCCUUGUUGGCGGGUGCCUGCCUGUGCAUCCCCAGGGCCGAAGACUGUCACAAUAUGCUGGCAGCCACCAUGGCCGCUUGUAACACGACGUGGAUCAUUAUCACCCCGUCCGUGGCUCGCCUCAUCUCCCCAGAGGAGGUCCCGAGUCUCCAGACGCUAUGUCUCACUGGAGAGUCCGUCGGUGCAUCUGACCUUGAGACCUGGUCAACCAAAGUGCACCUAUUCAAUCUGUACGGCCCGGCCGAGUGCUCCAUUAUCUCCACAGUCCAGCACUACCCGGAGGGACCAGCCGAUCCGUGCAUAAUCGGUAAUGCGCUCGAUUCCGUGGCUACUUGGGUUGUCGAGCCGCAAAACCCGCAUCGUCUCGCCCCUGUCGGUGCUAUUGGUGAGCUAGUAGUGGAGGGGCCCGGCGUUGGUCGGGGAUAUCUUCACCAUCGUGCCGGGGAACCAACAAUGUUGCCAUUCUUGUCGGAUCCGCAAUGGCUGUCCGGCUUUCGGGCUGGGACUGGCCGCCGACUCUAUCAGACGGGUGAUUUAGUACAGUAUACAGCCGCCGGCCAGCUGCGUUAUCUGGGACGCAAGGACACGCAGGUUAAGAUCUCCGGCCAAAGGGUUGAGCUAGGAGAGAUUGAAUCGGCCAUUCGCUCCUUUGGGGCUGGGGCAUACGAGGCCGUUGUAGACGUUAUCCCUCGACUGCACGGCAAAGGCAUGUUGCUAGCAUGUUUGGGUUACCUCGAUGUCCCUUCAGGCCUGGACCCGGAAGAUAGUGGUCUGAUUGGUAUCGCAGAUGACACUUUCGGGCAACACGUGAGGCAAUUGGGCAAGCACCUACACUCCGUACUGCCUCCAUUUAUGGUACCUGCAAUCUUCUUGCCUCUGCGAUACAUUCCGCGGUCUCCGACAGGCAAGAUAGAUCGGAAGGCCCUACGCCAGGCGCUGGCAGUGUUGACUCCUGACCAGUGGGAAACCCCACAUGCCAAUCGUCCAUCCGUCAGGACUUCUCCCGAGAAGGACCUGCAGACCCUGUUCUCGCAGCUCCUCCAGAUCCCACACCGUCAGAUCUGGGCUGACAGCCACUUCUUCCGUCUAGGGGGAGAUUCUCUCCUCGCAAUGGCGCUGGUGAAAUCGUCCCGUAGUGUCGGGUGGUAUUUAACGAUGGAGGAGAUCUUCCAAUAUCCGAUUCUGUCUGAUCUCGCGCCGGCCUUACGCCCAGUCAGAGAGUCACUCAAUUUUGAGAUUGUGCCGCCCUUCUCGCUUCUACCAAAUGACGCGGCGAGAGACCUUCAAGCAGAAGCGUGCCAAGAGUGCCAGCUGGAUCCAGUGCAGAUCGAAGACAUGUACCCAUGUACGCCAAUCCAAGAGGGCCUGAUGGCAUUGUCGGCCCGGGAGACGGGCAAAUAUACGGCGCAAUGGGUCUACACGAUUCCCAAAACGACUGAAACGAGACGGCUCAAACAUGCCUGGCAGACCACAGUAGACAUUAACCCCAUUCUUCGCACCAGGAUGGUUGCCACACAAAAGCAUGGUGUGAUGCAGGUAGUUGUCCAGGCGGGAGACUGUCGUCUAGAAUGGAAAGAAGCUACAAACGUGGCCCACUAUCUCCAGGAGGACAGCGCGCGUGCAAUGAAGCUCGGGCAACCGCUGCUCCGAUUUGGCUGGGUAGAUUCGGAGGAAGAGACCGGAACCUCGCACCUGAUAUUGACGAUGCACCAUUCCAUAUACGAUGCCGUUUCAAUGGAGCUCUUCCUAGACCAGGUAGACGCAGCUUACCAUGACAGCAUCCCGACAUGUCACACUUUCAACCACUUCAUAAAGCAUCUCAUAACUGCAGAUGGGAACAAGCAAAAGGUGUUCUGGACGGCCGAAUUUGAAAACCUUCAGGCCUCUGCUUUUCCCACGCUACCCUUGGGCGUCACGACACCCAGACCAAGUGCAACCCUGUCUCGAAACAUCACCAUCCCCGCUGAGCACCGGGAGCUUGGUGUGACGAAUACAACGAUCCUUCGAGCCGCCUGGGCGAUCGUCGUUUCCAUAUACACCGAUUCUUCCGACGUCGUGUUUGGCGUCACUGUUAGUGGCCGCAGCGCCGCCAUCGGCGACAUUGAUGAGAUCACCGGUCCGACGCUCGCCACGUUCCCCCUGCGUACUCACGUAGACCCCAGCAAGUCCAUUGGGAGCACGCUCUACGAGAUCCAGGAACACAGCGCGCGGAUUAUUCCCAUGGAGCAGACGGGGCUUCAGUACAUACAACGAAUGAGUUCCGAGGCGCAGGCUGCUUGUGCAUUUCAGAGUCACCUCCUCGUGCAACACCACCGGCAAAGCAAGCGGGAGAAAGAAUUACUUCACCUUCAACAGGGGUUCCUGGACUACGCUAGCGUCUCGAGCUAUGCCUUGGAGUUGGUAUGCGAUUUGAACGAGAGAGAGGGGGCUGCCAGCACCUCUGUGGCAUUUGAUCCACGAGUUCUGUCUACAGGGGACGUAACCAGGCUACUGUCCCAGUUUGAUCACGUCGUGCAGCAGAUUUGCCUCAAUACCGGGCGCGAGAUUAGACAUAUUGGGCUGAUUGGUGCUGAAGACUUGUGCACACUUCACCGUUGGAAUGGCGAGAUACCCGCGGCGCAUGCAACCACCAUCCCUGAGCUGUUCCUACGCCAAGUUGACAGGUGGCCAGAGAAGCUUGCGGUGUCUUCUUGGGAUGGAGAUCUCACCUACAGACAGCUAGAGGCAUCAAGCGCCCGCCUAGUACAUCGGCUCAGGCACCUCGGAGUCACUCAGGGAGCUGUUGUACCGCUAUGCUUCCGUAAAAGUAUCUGGCCAGUCGUCGCUAUGUUGGCCGUUCUCCGAGCUGGAGGUGCGUGUGCCAAUAUUGACCCGAAGCUUCCACUAGGGCGAGUCACCCAGAUGCUAAGAAGAUUGAAACCGAAUUUGAUUCUCUGCGACGCCGAACAGCGAAAACUCAUAGAUGCAAUGCCUGAUGCGGUGCAAAUUCACUCGGUCCCGGAGAUGAUGAAUGGCGGGCUGGCCGUUGGAACCUCACCGCCACUGACUUCACCUGCAACGUCGGACGCGGCCUUCAUUGUAUUCACCUCUGGGAGCACAGGAACCCCGAAGGGUAUCGUUCUCGACCAUGGGAACCUGGCAACAUGCAUCCGCCACACCCAUCGUACAUUACGGAUGACAGCCAAAAGCCGUGUGCUGCAGUUUACCGCCUAUGCCUUCGACGUAAGUUUAUACGACACCUUUGCACCUUUGGUAUUGGGCGCGACCACAUUCAUCCCCUCGGAAGAGACCCGUGUUUCCCAUCUCAGUCGCUAUAUCCAGCUGCACGGCAUCGAUCACGCGAUGUUGAUCCCGUCGGCUGUGAGUGUGCUUCAUCCCAUGCAGGUACCGACUUUGGAGACGCUCGUACUGCUCGGGGAAUCCAUUACGCGAGAUGUGGUCGAUACCUGGGCAACAGAGGUACAUCUCGUCAACGGAUAUGGCCCAGCCGAGGCUUCCGUCGUUUGCGCGGCCGGUGUGAUAACAGCGGACAACUAUGUACUGGGAGCGGUGGGGCCAAUGCAGGGCACCGUGGGGUGGAUCGUAGACCGACAUGAUUCCUCUCGUCUCAUGCCGCUUGGAGCGACAGGCGAACUAUUGUUGGAAGGCCCGAUGGUAACACGCGGAUAUCUCGACGAGCCGGACAAGACCCGAGAGGCUUACAUCGAGGCGCCAGCAUGGCUCAAGGGCUUUCGACAAGGGCAGCAGCCCGGUCGGCUAUAUUUGACGGGUGAUCUAGCCCAGUGGACGUCUGAUGGGGACUUGCGGACGGCUGGAAGAAAAGAUAAUCAGGUCAAGUUGCGCGGUCAGCGUAUCGAGCUAGAGGAGGUGGCCUGGCACGUUAGACAGCACUUUGGCCAGACCAGCGAAGUGGCCGCCGAGAUCAUUCAGCGUUCCCAGGGAACCCAAGACUCGUCCCUUUUGCUGGGGUUCGUUCAUGAGCAGAGCGUGCUUUCGACCCAGAGUGCAGACAUCGUUGCGCCGGCAAGCGAAGAGUUCUUGACCAAAUCUUGGGCAAUUUACCACAAACUUAAGGAGGAUUUACCUGCGUACAUGGUCCCAGCUGCUCUUCUGCCUGUCUUCUUCAUGCCACGUACACAGUCCGGCAAGAUAGACAGACGUCGACUACGGGAGGCCGGCGCAGCACUCACCCCCGAGCAACUCCAAGGAUACUGGCAUCAUGGACAUGACGCCAAAGACAAACAGGCUCCGGUGACUCCAUCCGAGAAGACGCUGCAGUUGCUCUGGUCUGCAGUCCUCGGGAUAGCCACCAAGGAUAUUGCUCGGCAAGAUCACUUUUUCCACCUAGGGGGAGAGUCCAUCACGGCCAUGAAGUUGGCCAGCAUGGCGCAACGACAAGGGCACGACAUCAUGGUGGCCCAAAUCUUCGAUCACCCAUAUCUGUCGGACAUGGCUGCCCUUCUGGGCAGUAAUCCAGCCAUAAUUCCGGCUCCGGCCCCGUUUGAGCUGCUUGAAGGCGCCAGAGAACGCUUGGUUACAGCUGCAUGUGUCCAAUGCCAUCUUUCCUGGGAGGAUAUUGACGACAUCUACCCCUGCACGCCAUUGCAAGAAGGCAUGAUGGCUGUGACCUCCAGGGACCCGGCCCAAUACGUGGCCACGAGUCGUUAUACUAUUCCUGCUACUCUGGACUGGGACCGCUUCGUCCGCGCAUGGGAGAGGACCUCCCAGGCACAUCCGAUAUUGCGCACUCGAAUAAUCCAAGACAAGGAAAGUGGAAGUAGCUAUCAAGUUGUGACUCGGACGCCUGUAUGCUGGGACCGGCAUGUCGUUGACAACGAAUAUGCCGCCUCCAAUUUUAGUGUCAAGCCAGGGCUAGGUAUCGCACUCUGUCGAUGCUCUUUGCUCCUGUCCAAAGACUCCCGACCUCAAUGUUGCGUCAUCUCAAUGCACCACGCGCUGUACGAUGAGUGGUCGAAUCAUGUGCUGUUCGAUGAGAUUGAAAGGGCAUAUCAUGAGCAAGUCUUGUCACACCAGCCGUUUAGUGCGGUCGUAGCGUAUCAGUUGGACGUCAAGUCAGCUGCACGGGACUUCUGGGCGCACGAACUGGCGGAUUACGAUGCGCCUCAUUUUCCGGCCUUACCCUCGCCUACUUAUAUGCCAGCUGCCAAUUCCACCAGCAGCAUAUCAAUUGGGCUAGCCCAAGAAACGCAACAAAUCACAUUGGCAACGCAGAUCCAGCUCUCCUGGGGCGUGUUGGUUUCCCUGUACACGAGAAAAGACGACGUCGUAUUUGGCGUGACGACGUCCGGCCGGGGUACGCCUGUACGUGGGAUUGACCGCGUUCUUGGGCCAACGAUUGCCACCAGCCCACGUCGUAUGCGUCUGGAUGCGUCUUGCAAUGUAAUGGACGUAUUACGGCAGAUCCAAUCUCGAUAUCUGACACUCAUGCCGUAUGAGCACUGGGGGUUGCAGAACAUCAGCCGUCUUGGUAGCUCUCACAUGGCCGCCUGUGAGUUCCAAUCACUCUUGGUAAUUAAUGCGGUCCGGGGAGAGGCAAAAGAGCGCUUGCUGCAACAUCCACAGUUGCUAUCUACUAUCGGCCAAUUCACGAAUUACGCCCUUCAGGUGACCUGCACCGUGCUCCCCGACAGAGUCGAGGUGCACGCCAGUUUCGACGAUCGGGUCAUUCCUGCCCGCCAGAUGGAACGGGUCCUACGGCAAUUCGAGCAUCUCCUGUUCCAGGUGCACGGCGCAUCGUCGGCAACCACUAUAGCCGAGUUGGACUCGAUUAGCCAGAUGGACCAGGGGGAAUUGAAUCGUUCCAAUAGGCUGCAAAUAUACCCAGGCCAGCAUUCCUGCAUGCACGAUUGCAUCCGUCAUUGGUGCCGUGUCCAGCCGCAUGCGUUGGCCGUGUGCGCAUGGGACGCAUAUCUUCAGUCCCGCGGUGUAACGGCGGAGCGCUUUGUGCCGCUGUUCUUUGAUAAGUCCCGGUUGACGGUUUUGUGCCAGCUUGCUGUCCUGAAGGCCGGCGGUGCCUUUGUGCUCUUAGACCCAGCCAACCCAAUCCGCCAGGCCCAGCAGCUAUGUGAGCAGCUACAGGCCAGCCUGAUUUUGACUUCUGACAACAGGUCAAGUACCGCCGCGCAACUGGGACUUGAAGUGGUUGUUGUUGACCCCAAUCUCACCUGGUGUAUUGAAGGGGUUGACGGAGUCACCAUGGGCAAGAACGAUGUGUGGCCUAGCAGCCCAGCCUACGCAGGAUACACGUCCGGUUCCACGGGACAACCGAAGGUCUUCGUGCUUGAGCAUCACUCGGUUUGUCAAGCGCUCCGAGCACUCAGCGCACGUCUCCCCGUCGGCCCCGAAUCUCGUCUUUUUCAAUUCGCGGGCUAUACUUUUGACAUCAGUAUUAUGGACCAUUUCCUUGCUCUGUUCGCCGGUGCCUGCAUCUGUGUACCUUUUAAGGAUGACCGCGAAAACCGCUUGGCGGAGACUAUGGUCCAGUUCCAGGUGGAUUAUGCGUGUCUCACGACAUCCGUGUUGCGGACAUUGGCUCCUCUGGAUGUCCCUUGUGUGAGGACAAUGGUUCAAAUCGGGGAAGCCAUGACACAGGACCUUGUCGGCCGAUGGGCCCCAGCCUGCUAUUUUGUCAACGCAUACGGGCCAGCCGAGUGUGCCCUUGCAUGCAGCAUGUAUGGUCCUUUGGGGGUUGACUCGGAGGCCGCCAACAUUGGCACUUGCACCACCGGAGCCCUCUGGGUGGUGGAUCCUGAUGAUUGGAAGCGUCUUCUUCCUAUCGGAGCCGUAGGUGAAUUGGUAGUGGAAGGCCCACAGGUCGGACGGGGAUACCACGGAGACCCUGAAAGGACCUCGGCCAGCUUUGUGUCUGACCCUUCCUGGUUGAGGCGGUUUUCGGAUCGACCCUCCACAGGAGUGCGACUUUACAGGACUGGUGAUCUUGCCUUCCUGGCACCUGACGGAACUCUGCGAUGCCUGGGGCGCAAGGAUCUGCAGGUGAAACUGAGGGGUCAGAGGAUUGACCUAGCAGCCGUAGAGCACCAUACUCUUCAAGCCUUCCCUGACGUAAGUGACGUGGUGGCCGACGUAAUCAGCACCGGUGAUAGCCAGUCGUCCCAGCUCAUGGCAUUCAUCGUCCAAGGGAUUUCAGAAGCUCCGGGUAACCCCAAUCAAGGCCAAGAGCCCCAGUUUCUGCCACCCUGCCCUCAGUUUGCCCAGUCUGUUCGGGAUACAGAGGCCCAUUUACGCCUUCAGGUGCCUCCGUACAUGGUGCCGACGCUUUUCAUCCCUCUCGCGCGGGUGCCCCUCAACCUGAACGGCAAGGCCAACCGCAGGCUGUUGGCCUUCCAUGCAGCAAAAAUGACAUUGGAGCAGAGACGAGCGUACCAAGGGGCAGAGCGGUCGAUUAUUCCCCCCGUAACGCAGCUACAAGACCAUGUCCGCAACAUCUGGGCUGCCGUUCUCAAUUUGGAACCAGGCACCAUCAGCAUACAUGAUAACUUCUUCAGCAUCGGUGGGGACUCGAUCACCUGCAUGCGGGUCGCAUCGGAAUGCCAGGCAAUCGGAGUGCACGCCACGGCAGCCGACCUAUGGCAGCACAAAAGCAUCGAAGGGCUGGCCAGCCACUGUGUCUUGCAUCCACCGAAGUCCGUGGAUGAGGGCGAGUGGGCCGAUCUGUCCCCUAUUCAACAACUGUUCUUUCAGCAAAAUGUUGAGGGAGAUAAUGCGUUCAGCCAAGGCUUUACGCUGCGAGCCAAAGAGCACCUCGAGCCCUCAGCCGUUCGACAAGCUAUCCAUACAGUCGUAGGAACUCAUGGGAUGCUGCGGGCACGGUUCCAGAGGUUCUCGUCGGAUGGAUGGCGUCAAAGAGUCUCAGGCGACAUAGAACAGAGCUGCAACUUGCGCGAGUGGAGGGUUGAAGAUGCGACUGCCGUUUCGCAAGUUACAGCUGCUGCUCAAGACCGGUUAAACGUCCAUGAGGGGCCAGUAUUCGUGGUAGAUUUGAUAUAUGUCGAGGACAAUUGUCAGCAGUAUCUCUCAGUGGUGGCGCAUCAUCUCGUGGUGGACACUGUGUCUUGGGGAAUAAUCCUCGCCGACCUGGACGAUUCACUGCGCGGCCGACAGAUUCAGCUUCCGACGCUAUCUUUCAUGGACUGGUGCUCCAGGCAGGCCGACUAUGCAAAGCUACACCUUUCCCCUGACCAAGUCCUUCCAAAAGGUACAAAAAAGGAGGCAGAGAGCUGGACACACGAAGCAACGAUCCAUUACUGGGGUUUGAACGGAGUGCCCAAUACUUUGGCGGAUACGGUCGAUCACACGUUCACCCUCAAUGGUCAAGCCACCUCGACCUUGAUCGACGCCACUCAAACAAAAGCGCGUACCCAGCUACCGGUGAUCAUCCACGCAUGUCUGCUGCACGCAUUCGCAAACGUGUUCGGUGACCGCCAGGUUCCGACCGUGUUCGUGGAAGGCCAUGGGCGCGAGCCCUGGGAUCGCGAGAUCGACCUGACCCGCACGGUUGGCUGGUUCACCACCCUCUGGCCGGCCGCGUUGUCCGUUCAACCCGAUCAGUCACUUGUGGAUGUUUUCCAGAAAGUCAAAGACCUCCGUCAGCAGGCCUCCAGUAAUGGAUGGGCGUAUUUUUCCUCCAUCUUCUUGCAUCCGCAGGGUCGUCGGCAAUUUGAGAAGAUCGGCUCUUUCGAACUCACCUUCAAUCACAACGGUGUGAUGUCAUCAAACGGUCAGCCUGGCACAAUUUUGGCUCACGACAAUACCGGCAUGGCAACCCGACGACAAGGCGGACCCCAAAUGGAACGUUUCGCGCUACUAGAGGUUAACAGCGUCGUGCUUGAUGGUUCGCUGCUCGUUAGGUUCAGCAUAAAUCGAAACAUGAACCGGCAGGACCAGUUAGAACGUUGGAUGCAGGAGUCACAGCGUCUUCUGACGGAUGCCGCGACCCAGGUGCAGAUGAUGGAGGCGGAGUAUCCCCUGUCCGAGCACCCUCUCGUCACUCGGGUUACGAAGCAACGCUGCGAAUUGGCCGGCGAGAUUCCGCCAGGACGUGGUUGCGUGGAGGACGUGUACCCUUGUACACCCGUCCAGCGUGCCAUCCUGCUCAGCCAGUUGCGAAACCCGCGUAGAUACAAUACGCAGUGGGCCAUAGAGGUCGCCCCGGUGCGCGGGAGUCGUGAAUCAGUCGAUCUUGUGCGAUUGCAGACGGCCUGGUUGCGAGUCGUCAGCCGUCAUCCAGCCUUGCGGACCGUCUUAGUCUCGUUCCCGGGGGCUGAAUUCGUGGAACAAGUGGUCCUCAAGGAUUUUGAGCCCUCCGUGUCGAUCAUUCAGAACACCCCCGCUGACGUCUCCUCCCUGGUGCAGGACAACAUGGUCCAGAAGCCUCCGUGUCCGUGGACCCCGAGCCCUCGGGCAAUAAUUACAAGGACUGUAGACGGCCAGGUCAUGAUCACGGUGUCGAUCAGCCACGUCUUCCUAGACGAGACAUCCAUUCAAAUACUGAUGCGCGACCUGCGGCUCGCAUAUGAUGAUACCUGGUCUCUGGACCGCAACUCCUCUUUCAGAGCGUUUGUUGAGCAUCUUCGGGCCAUUCCUGCGGACCCAGCGCGCAUUUACUGGGCCAAAUAUCUACAUGAGGUUCAGCCCUGCCAUCUGCUAUCGUCGAAUUGGGGACCAGAGACCGACCCAGCAGACGAUGGGAUGGAAACCAUCUCUCUCGAUUUGGCUGAUUCAACCCUACUACACUCAUUCUGUGCAGAGCACGGUCUCCUAGUCACAAACGUCAUUCACGUAGCUUGGGCCUUGGUUCUUCGCUGUUACACAGGCAUGGAUGACGUUUGCUUCAGCUUCGCGACGUCCGGUCGCGAUGUCGCCGUCGCCGGCGUCAACGACUGCAUUGGACUGUUCAUAAACCAUCUAGUAGCCCGGUUGAGCGUUUCGGCCGAAAGCACGCUGCUUCAAGUCCUGCAGUACAACCAACAAGCACUACUGUCUAGUUUGGAGCAUCGACAUGCUUCCCUUGCCAAUCUAUUGUAUUUAACCAACAUUGGCGGGCGACCGGUUUUCGACACCGGCAUCUCUGUGCGAAAGGACCUUCCCAGCCGCGUGCUACCGGACGCAUCCCUCUCACUUGAAGUGAUUGACAGUUGCACCCAGACGGAAUAUCCGGUGCUCAUGGAUGUUGCAAUUGGAGCGGAACGGACUCACCUCUCUCUCGUGUACUGGAUUUCUCUUUUGCCCGAAAGCAAAGCGACCACGAUCGCCUACACCUUCCGCAAAGCGCUGCAGGAAAUCCUUCGCGACCCCAUGCAAACGAUCCGAAGUUUCGACGCAGUCCCCCAAGAGAGCAAGGACCAGAUCAUGCGCUGGAAUAGUGCUCCUUUGAUCGAGGUGGAGGAUGUGAUCCACGCAGAAGUCGAGCGCCGAGUAGCCGACGCGCCAGGCGCCAUGGCGAUCUGUGCCUGGGACGAAUCGAUGACAUACGCGCAAUUAGAUGAGCAAUCGUCGCGUCUAGCGGCGUUCCUUAUCGACCAAGGAGCGACAGGUCGGGGUUUCAUCCCGAUUUACAUGGAAAAAAGCGCCUGGGUGCCCGUGGCAGCACUCGCUACCCUAAAGGCGGGCGCAGCAUUCUGCUUGCUGGACGUGUGUUUCCCUCCGGAGCGUCUACAGGCCAUGUGCCACCAGCUCCAGGCGUCAUUUGUAUUGACCACCGCUCGUCAUCGGGAGCAAGCUCUAUACCUCGGCACUCCAAUCGUUGUCGGGUCCUCCGGGUGGGCCGAAUCUGAACCGACUCGGCGCGCCGCCCAUCUACCGGCUGCUGCGUCACCCGGAGAUCCGGCGUACGUCGUGUUCACCUCGGGAUCGACGGGGACGCCCAAGGCGGCCGUCGUGGACCAUCGAGCUGCCUGCGCCAGCAUCCGGGGUCAGGUGUUGGCAGCCGCACGCACCGCCUCAUCCCGCGUGCUACAAUUUUCAUCCCAUGCAUUCGACGUGGCCUCCAACGAUCUUGUCGCGUCAAUGAUGACGGGCGCCUGUCUGUGCAUUCCGUCCGAAGACGAUCGCCUCAGCCACCUGGCUGAGACCGCGCGCCGAUUCCAGGCGACAUGGAUCACCACUACCCCGUCGGUGGCCCGCCUCCUCUCCCCUCAGGAGGUCCCCACGCUAGAAACGGUCGUCGUGGGUGGCGAGACUCCGACCGAGAGCGACGUCACCCGCUGGGGGUCCAGGCUGGUUGUCAUGUACGGCCCGGCCGAGUGUUGCAUGGCCGCCACGAUCCGCACGCCGGUGACGCUGGACGAGAGCACGAGUGGCAUCGGACGGGGCCUACCCAGUGCAAGAACGUGGGUGGUUGAUCCACGCAACCAUCAACGCCUGAUGCCGGUGGGCGUCGUCGGAGAGCUGCUCGUCGAAGGCACCUCCGUCGGCCGAGGCUAUCACGACGACCCCGAGCGAAGUCGUCAGAGCUUUAUCGAUCCGCCUGUCUGGCGUUCCCAGUUUGACCUGCCGGGCACGCAUCGUUUCUACCGCACGGGAGACCUUGCCUGUUAUCUCCCCGACGGCUCGUUGCAGUUCCUCGGUCGGCAGGAUUCCCAGGUCAAGCUCCGCGGCCAGCGAAUCGAACUUAGCGAGGUUGAACAUCAUGUCAAAAGCGCUUUUCCGCAGAGUGAAGUCCUAGUUGAGAUGGUGACGCCCUCCACGGGGGCCCAGGAGCCCUUCCUUGUCGCCUUCAUCGGGCCAGAUCACCGCACUCGAACACUGGGACCAUCCUCGUUCUCGACUGGCGGUCCAUUGUUCACCGAGCCUGCCGUGGCCCUUAUGGAGGCCAUUCCGUUGGCACUCUCUGUCAUCCGGGCCCGGCUGCCGGUCUUUAUGGUGCCAUCGGCUUUCCUGCCCUUGGCCACGGUCCCAAUGACUGCGGGCGGCAAGGUUGACCGGCGAACGAUUCGCAUGCAAGCCGCGCAACUGAGCAACGACGAGAUCGCUCGAUACGGCGUGGCCGCUCUGACUCGACGGCCUCCAUCCACGGCGGCGGAAAAGCGCCUGCAUUCGCUGGUGGCUGGCGUGCUUAACCUGUCCCCCGAGCUUCUCGGUGUCGAUGACGAUCUUUUCCAGCGCGGCCUCGACUCCAUCUUAGCGAUGAAGCUCGUCUCCGCAGCCAAACAAUCAGGAAUCGCCCUCGCGGUUCCGGACAUCUUCUCCCAUCCCAAAAUUUCUGCCUUGGUCGGAACGCACGAAACUGGCCCGCCGACGAUGGUCACCGAGAACGAAGCUCAGUCCAUCCAGCCGGGGGCGCUCCUGGAUACCGCGAAUUACACGGAAGUGGCCGACAAACUCACGGCCGAACAGCCUUUCGACAGUGCCGACAUCGAGGAUAUUCUGCCGACAACCACCUUCCAGCGACAGCAUCUUCAAGCCCUGUAUCGAGCCUACUUUGUCUUCUACCUUCCGGGCCGCCUUGACCCUUGCCGGUUGGAAACCGCACUUCACUCGGUCGUGCGCAAAUACAGCAUUCUACGCACAGUCUUCCUUCCCUUGGACGGCGCCGUUCUACAGGUGAUCCUGCGUGACGCCGAAAUGUCUGUUUCCGAACAUACUCUGGAUGAUCAGGAUUUUCCGGCGGCCGUGCGACGGGCGUGUGAAGGCGAUUGGCUCCCAGGCCCCUAUUUCACGGGUCGCUAUUUCCAAGCGAUCGUAUCUCGGGGGUCGUCGGGUCGCUCGGCUCUUAUUCUGCGCCUCAGCCACGCCCAGUUUGACCGAUUCUCCGUCCCAUCGCUGCUGCGGGAUCUCUCGUCUGCCUACAGCGGCGGUGUCCUUAGUGUACGGCCAACCUUCCGCGACGUCUGCGCACAUCGGCGCCGUCGACACACGUCGUCGGCCUUCUCGUUUUGGGAGGAGUUGUUGCGCGGGUCGUCUGUAACUGUACUCGGCACGCCUGGAAUCGAUGCUCCGGGGACGGCAACGCGCAUCGACCGAGAGCGCCGAAUGGCUUUGUCCCCGCGACCGGCCCGGUUCACGCUGGCCACCAUCCACAAGGCGGCAUGGUCCAUCACGCUGGCGCGAACAACGGGAUCGCGCGAUCUCGUCUUCGGACAGGUCGUCACCGGCCGCAACACGAGCCAGGCGGGUAUCGAGGAGGCGCUGGGCCCCUGCGCCAACGCGGUGCCGGUGCGCGUCGUGCUACCGUCGAGGAGUAGCGUCGAGGAGCUGCUAGAGCGAGUCCAAUCUCAGCAUCUGCAGACAAUGGAGUACGACACGAUUGAUUUCGAGGACAUUGUGCAACACGCCACCUCCUGGACUCGGGACACCUACUUCGGCAGCGUCAUCCAGUACCAAAAUCUUCCCUUGCAAGCCAAGGUCUCCUUUGGAGAGUACCAGGCGGCGUACGACGUGUUUCAAUUCAACAUUCCUUAUCCCUGCCCCCACUUGACGUCCACUUUGAUUGACGAUGAUACGCUCAAUGUGUCGCUAUCUGCAUCGGCCGCCCAUCUCGACGUGGAUCAUGCCGAUCACCUUUUGUCGGUCUUUGAGGAAGUCUUCGGACGUAUGCUAACGGAUCUUGGUCAGGAGGUGGAUCGUUUACUAUAAGGUGGUGUGAGAACAAUAGGAUGUUAGCAUAUAUGUUUUCAUUGGGAUUUAGGGAGUCGGACGAUGGACAAACAUAGACGAGCACACGCCGAUAGUAGAAAGGAAGACGGCGGGG
Messenger RNA from Aspergillus melleus, 18319 nucleotides. RefSeq lists its product as uncharacterized. The record is from RefSeq and is a predicted model, not a curated record. Gene Ontology annotation, biological process: amino acid activation for nonribosomal peptide biosynthetic process; secondary metabolite biosynthetic process. The transcript has 4 exons. Gene Ontology annotation, molecular function: phosphopantetheine binding; catalytic activity. NCBI's taxonomy places the organism in Eukaryota, Fungi, Ascomycota, Eurotiomycetes, Eurotiales, Aspergillaceae. Gene Ontology annotation, cellular component: cytoplasm. The coding region runs from base 1 to 18204 and encodes 6067 amino acids.